Molecule: messenger RNA, 1270 nt
Organism: Hyposmocoma kahamanoa
Lineage: Eukaryota; Metazoa; Arthropoda; Insecta; Lepidoptera; Cosmopterigidae
Product: probable tRNA N6-adenosine threonylcarbamoyltransferase, mitochondrial
Exons: 2
Coding region: 74-1255 (393 amino acids)
Biological process (GO): tRNA threonylcarbamoyladenosine modification
Cellular component (GO): mitochondrion
Source: RefSeq, a predicted model, not a curated record
UUUAGCGGCUACGGCACAGCGAGAAAGAUAUUACAUUUUGUCUACUAUACAUAUACUAUUUUUGGUAGUUAACAUGAUAAAGUUUUCAAGAUUAUUCAAUGGAAUACAAAAUCAAAUAAGAUACACAAAAUUGUAUUUGACUGUGCCAUACUCUAAUCAACAUAUACUUGGUAUAGAAACCUCCGCAGAUGACACAGGGUGUGCAAUAGUAAAUAACAAAGGAGAACUCUUAGCAGAAAGUUUGCACUCUCAAAAUUUGAUACAUUUACGGAAUGGAGGCAUUAUUCCUGAUGUUGCCCAAGACUUACACAGGACCUACAUAAAACCAAUUGUGUCGGAAACAUUAAGAAAAGCAACAAUGUCGAUGGAAGAUAUAUCAGCCAUAGCAGUCACUUUAAAACCAGGUCUACCUUUGAGUCUAGUUGUGGGCAUGAAAUACGCAAAACAUUUAGCAAGACGGUUUAACAAACCAAUCAUUCCCAUCCACCACAUGGAAGCCCAUGCACUGACAGCUAGAAUGUAUUACAAUAUACCCUUCCCGUUCUUGGUCUUGUUGAUAUCUGGAGGUCAUUGUCUUCUGGCUGUAGCACAAGAUGUAAACCACUUUCAACUGCUGGGUCAAAGCAUAGACAGUGCGCCCGGAGAAAUAUUUGAUAAAGUAGCAAGAAAAAUGAAGCUAAGGAACAUCUCUGAAUAUUCAAAGAUAAGUGGAGGGAAAGCUAUUGAAUUAGCUGCAUCUAAAGCUACUAACCCACAUAUGUUUAAACUACCAUUACCUCUAGCCGAAUAUAAAGAUUGUAAUUUUAGUUUCAAUGGAUUGAAAACAUCAGUACUUCUGCAACUACAUAGAAAAGAGAAGCAACAUGAAAUUAUAGCAGACAAAUUGAUACCAGAGGUGAAUGAUCUGUGUGCUGCCAUGUUAAUGGCUGCCUCAAGACACUUGAUUCACAGGACACAGAGAGCUAUGGAAUUCUGUGAAAAGAAUAACCUCAUACCGGAAAGCAACAAACAACUCAUUGUAUCUGGUGGUGUAGCUUGUAACAACUAUAUUUUCAAUGCAUUAACAAUGCUGUGUGAUGAAACAAAUUACAAAAUUUACAGGCCUCCACCCAAACUAUGUACUGAUAAUGGUGUAAUGAUUGCAUGGAACGGCUUAGAAAAGUGGCGCAAAGGACUAGACAUAACAACAGAUAUCAAAACACUAGACAUUGAAGCAGUCAGUCCUUUAGAUAUUGCCAUGCGGCGCGCCAGAUGAAGUGCGAUUUCGGAA